This is a messenger RNA of Mya arenaria, 2492 nucleotides long. RefSeq lists its product as uncharacterized. Lineage: Eukaryota; Metazoa; Mollusca; Bivalvia; Myida; Myidae. The coding region runs from base 150 to 2366 and encodes 738 amino acids. The transcript is spliced from 2 exons. The record is from RefSeq and is a predicted model, not a curated record.
CAGAAAUUAAAACUCAAUUUGGCAUAAGUUACUUUGCAAAAUGCAUGACUAGAGGAAAGGUUUUAAUCGGUGAUAUUUACGUUAUUGGAUAAAAUGGAUAAUUGCAGCGAUUUUCAAUAUUAAGAUUGAACGCUACGGAACUCGCAGCAAUGGACUUCAGCCAGCGAUAUCAACUCAUACUUUCAAGAAUUCUAGACGACAUUGGGUUGACCACCAUUUCCAUUCAAAGAAGGAGAAGGACGUGGCUAAUGAAAGAAGCAAUAAGUUCAGUUAAAGCUUCCUUACAAGAUGUAAAAGAUGUUGACAGAAUGCUGGAAUCGAUGAGGUACAAGAAGUACUACUUCGGUAGCCAAAGCGAAGCCACAACAACUCUUUCUAUGGGUUCAGAUAUUGACAUGCUCUAUUGUUAUGAAAAUUUCCAGGUUAUACUUGAAUUGUGUGGCUGGAAAGAUGGUGUCGUGAAUUUCCUUGCCUUUCGAAACUCGAAAACACCUCCACAACAUUGCAACCUGCUUUGCGUGAAACAUGAAGGACCUGUCCCUGAAACCAGGACUAAUAAAAAUUGUUAUUUUAAAGACAAUCGGGGCUUGGUUUUUUUCAUGAACACGGUUAGCAUUAUUUUUCUGAAGACACUUUGCCUACCCAGUGAGGAGUUGAAAAAACACGGGCCCUCUAUGUCAUGGAACGAUAACAUGGACUAUGUUAAAGCUUUCAACUGCCCAGUGUUUCCGGAUGAGUGCAAAUUUGUUUUUCGAAGACCACGACCAGGCCACUGGCCAAGCCCAUUCCUUCUGGACGAAGCAAGAGCUUGCGGUACGUUUGUUGUUCCGCAGUGGUACAGCGAAUCUCCACAGAAACAACAGAAGUUUAAAAAUGUUGGCCCAGUGACUGAUGAUUAUACGGUAACUGAAAGUGUUGGAUCACUUCUUGAGUGGAGAUACUCAACAUCACGGAUGGAGCGACUGUUUGUAUUCGACUGGAGUAUACAACAGUUGAAGGUGUACAUUCUUUUGAAAUUAAUACGGAAGACAUUUCUGAAGCCGAUAUUUGGCGAUAGACUGAGCACAUUUCAUAUGAAGACAACAAUGAUGUAUACUGUGGAGAAUUACCCAAAAGAUAUUUGGAGAGACAACAAUAUCAUACAGUGCGUUACCUACUGUCUUAGUACACUUUUGAGAUGGUCACGGCUAAGGUUUUGCCCUCAUUUCACAAUAGCAAAUGUUAACUUGUUCACGGGGAAGAUUCACGCACACGAAAUACCUCAGUUGGUAAACAUAUUGUCGGAGAUUAUUUCGAGCAACAUAAAAUGCGUAUUUCAAAUAGAAAUUGACAAUAUUGGUGAUCGUCUCCGGAACAGAGUUGCGGGAUUCAAUUUCUCGUUGCCAUCGUGGGUAUUUAAAAACGGCGCUGUUGCGAUACUUAUGGCUGGCGAAUACAGCAGCGAAUACUUCAAAUGUUUUCUUCAAAUACUGGAAGGUCUGGAUCAAAUGACCUACAACGAUGCGAUUCUGACGGUAAGGCGAUAUUCAUCCAUAUUGAAGAAAUGGUCAGAAGUGGGAGAUGAUAGGCAUAUAGAAGCAGCCAAAGUGUUUGGCCCAAUAAUUGCAUGCACUGGCGCAAGUAUGCGAGCAUCGAGGUGCAUCAAACUUACAAGAAACAUUUCAAAACAAAUAACAGAAAGGUAUGGCUUUGGCGACAACCGAAGUUCUGUAUCAAAUAGACUGAAAUAUGCUUCGAUGCUUUACUGUAGUAACCAGUUCAAUGCCGCGGCGGAAAGCUUAUAUUUGUGUGAACAGAUAAUAGGCAAGACGCCGGUCUGGCAAAUGUGCCUCGUCGAUAGACGUUUAAAUAAACCUCCCGUGAGUGAUCUUCACUGUAAAGUAAUGAUGCUUUCCAAUGAGGACAUUUUCGAUUCAGUUAUUGUUACAAGUGUUGUCUUCAGUCGCCAUGAACUGCACUGUGUGCCUAGAUUUCUGAUAUAUGACAUGUUUCGCACAUUUACCACAGACGAUAAACUGGACAGACACCCAUAUGGGGAUAUAUGGAUGGAUCUAGCAGUUGUAGACCCUUUGCCAUUUAUGUAUUACCUACAGUUCAUUACAUACCAUGCUCUUGGUUCUUCUGAUCAAAUGGUCGAUUGUUUCAACAAAUUAUUUGCCUAUGUUAGUUACGAGCAUAAUAAAUACGGGGGGCAUUAUGAGGUUGCAAUUAGUUUGCUUGGACAUUGUUGUGAGCUACUCGGUCGUUUGGAUAUGGCGUGGUUCAAUUACAAGACCUCAUUCACAACAAUCCCUCGAAAUAAUGCUGCUAUUUGGCAUAUGUGCAGAAUAGUACAUGGAUUUACUGUACGUCGUCAAGCUAAUUGAUUCUGUCAACCAAAGGUUCAGGUGUCUAAUGUGUAUAGUUUGUUGUAUCAUUUGAGAAAAUGAUAAUUAUAUGAAAUUUUCAACAUUUGUAUAUCAAUGUAUGGUUUCAAUGUCUUGAUAAAUAAA